AUGUUAGCCGAACCAGCUUUAACUCCCGAACAAGCCCAAAAAGAGAUUGAAAAUUUAGAGACUGAUUUAAACGAAUCAAAAAAAACCCAAGCUAGGCAAAUUUUAGAAUGGAUUAAAGAAGCAAGGAAUACCGAAGAAUAUCAAAAAUUAUUUGAAAGAUGA
Entrophospora sp. SA101 is the source of this 162-nucleotide messenger RNA. Lineage: Eukaryota; Fungi; Glomeromycota; Glomeromycetes; Entrophosporales; Entrophosporaceae. The record is from the annotation of a GenBank genome assembly.